This is a messenger RNA of Papilio polytes (common Mormon), 5332 nucleotides long. RefSeq names its product mediator of RNA polymerase II transcription subunit 23 (gene MED23). The record is from RefSeq and is a predicted model, not a curated record. Gene Ontology annotation, cellular component: mediator complex; transcription regulator complex. The coding region runs from base 156 to 4178 and encodes 1340 amino acids. The transcript is spliced from 17 exons. Gene Ontology annotation, biological process: positive regulation of gene expression; regulation of transcription by RNA polymerase II. NCBI's taxonomy places the organism in Eukaryota, Metazoa, Arthropoda, Insecta, Lepidoptera, Papilionidae.
CUUUGGAUACCGAUUUUCAUGACAUUACAUUACAUUAUUGUUAUCGAUUACUUUGUAUGUGCUCUAACGAAUACUUUGCAUUGAGUUCUUUACAGUGUUUUGUUGUUUCGUAGUAGUAAUGGAUUUAAGGUUAUAGUUACCGAGACAGUACAAAGAUGCCUAUAAAAAUGGCCGAUACACAAAUUACGAAUAUUGUCAAUGACAUACUGCGAGUGAACCCUGUGGAGGAAGCAUUUAGUAGUUACCUUGUACACAAACCAGAUCACGAACUUGAGAAAAUAACAAAGUAUCAAAAAAGAUUAUGUGCUAUUAUGUCAACUCUAAAUGCAGAAUUGCAGGAAUCUGCUAUUCGGAAUUAUAUAACGCACACAGCUGUUCUGCCAAAUCAAUACAAAAUGAAACUAUUAUUGACCAUACUAGAGAAUUUGGUCAAUACUAACGUCCUGCAAGCACGUAUGGUUUGUGACUGCAUUUUAAGCAGUGAUAAACUGCAUUGGAAGAAUACAGACUUCUGGAUUCACAGUUUUCAUUUCAUCAGAAGAAUAAUUGGUGGUGUUGAUUAUAAAGGAGUAAGAGAAAUUAUGAAGGGCUGCCGUGAAAAAGCACUCACUUUACCAUUGUACCUUAAUUCAAGCAACAUACCACAAGUAAAGGCAUUGUGCAAUGUUAUUGAGUACAUAUUCGACCGGAAUGCCUCACUGCUACCUGCAUAUUUCGUAGUAACAGAAAUACAGAAAGACUAUCCAGAUAAUAAUCAAUGGCCUCAUUGGCAAUUGGCAUCUCUUUUCACCAGUUUCAUAGAGACAUUUAGACCUUGCGCCCAAAUGGUGUCAAUAAUUGGUCAUUCAAGUAUGCUGCCAGUGGUCGAGUUCUCAGGUUACGCUGACCAUCUGAUCAACCCAUGGAGACUUGAUCCAACAACAUUGAAAUUCACAUUAAAAGGAAACUUGCCAUAUGAUGAUGAUCUGAUAAAGCCUCAAAUAGCACUUUUGAGGCAUGUUAUUCAACAACCAUACUCAAGAGACAUGAUGUGUUCGAUGCUGGGCUUGCAAAAACAGCACAAACAGCGUUGCGUAGCGCUUGAAGAUCAACUUGUUGAACUAAUGAUAUCACCAAUGGAAAAAAGUGAACAAGAAGAUGAAGAUGAUGAAAUGUCUUCUACACAUUGGUGUUGGUUACAUCUGUCUUCCCAAGUCAUAUAUUUAAUAUUGAUUGGGUUCGCUUCCUUCUCCAACAUUGUUAUGGGUUUGCAUAACAAAUUAGCCGGACACAAUUUAAAGAAAGGACGAGACCAUUUGAUGUGGGUUCUUUUGCAGUUUAUAUCGGGAAGCAUUCAAAGACACCCCUUGUCUGAUUUCCUACCGAUUAUAAAAUUGCAUGAGCUGUUAUAUCCUGAAAAGGAACCUCUGCCUGUUCCGGAUUGGACAAAAGCGCACAGCACACAUCAGAUGGCUGUUGUAUGUAUCUGGAUGCAUUUGAUUAAGAAAGCCGAAACUGAACAUAAAACUAUGUCUAUGCCACAAAAUUUGAAAGUGCAGUAUGAAUUUCUCCAACAUCUCAUGUCAUCAAAUAACACACCAACUUUAAUGGGUGGUGAUUAUCGCAUACCUUUAUUAUGCAAUGCAUAUUCAACAAAGCAAGAAUGCUAUACAAGACCGAUGGGAAUUAUUAUCGAGACAUUAUUUGGUGCUCAGAAAGCGUUACCAAGUGGUAGUACUAGUACACCAUUGCCAACAGUUCCUCUAUCCAUGUGCAUAUUGGAUAGUUUGACGUUGCAUUGCAAAAUGUCUGUGAUACAUUCUAUAGUUACUCAUGUUGCAAAAUUGGCUCAGAACAAAACAAACCUGCCCAGCAGUAAUAUGAUGGCCCCCGCAUUAGUUGAAACAUACAGUCGAUUGCUGGUUUACACAGAGAUUGAAUCCUUAGGUAUUAAAGGGUUUAUAAAUCAGCUGUUACCAAAUGUUUUCAAGUCCCAUGCGUGGGGCAUCCUACAUAACUUGUUGGAUAUGUUUUCAUAUCGGAUCCAUCACAUACAACCACAUUACAGAGUUACUUUGCUUUCGCAUUUACAUUCCUUGGCUGCCUGUCCUCAAGCAAAUCAAACACAAUUGCAACUUUGCUUCGAAAGUACGGCGCUGCGUCUGAUAACGAGUUUGGGAAGUUCCGGAGUCCAGUUGCAAAUGUCUCGGGUUGUGUCCGAGCCUAAGUCCCUUGUAUCUGCGGACAGUGAGGAACUCAACAGAGUGCUUGUGCUCACAAUAGCUAGAGGCAUUCAUAUGACAGGAACUGGAAGUGAUAGUGCCGCUGUAAAAGAGUUACUAUCUACUAUAAUGACAAAUACUCCGCAUAAUUGGUCGCAGCAUACAUUGCAGUGCUUCCCGCCUGUACUUGUUGAUUUCUUCUCUCAGAAUCCAGCAACGAAAGAAAACAAACAAUUGUUAAAGAAAUUCGUUGAAGAAGAAUACAGGAAGUGGUCGUCUAUGGCCAACGACAAUGAUAUUGUUACACAUUUCUCUGUACCGGGAGCACCACUCUUCUUAUGUCUACUAUGGAAGAUUAUCUUCGAAACCAACAGAAUCAACCCUAUUGCUUUCAAGAUUCUGGAGCGUAUCGGCGCUCGGGCGUUGUCAGCACAUGUGCGCAAAUUCUGUGACUAUUUGAUGUACGAGGUGACGAACCCCGCGGGCGGGCCGCAUAUCAACAAGUGCGUGGAUGCCAUCAAUGAUAUUGUUUGGAAAUACAAUAUUGUCACUAUCGAUAGAUUGGUGCUCUGCCUUGUGUUGCGUCCUAACUUAGACGGCAAUGAGAGUCAAGUGUGUCUGUACAUUAUCCAAUUAUUGCUGCUUAAAGGCUCGGAAUUAAGGAACCGAGCUCAAGACUUUGUGAAAGAAAACUCCCCGGAACAUUGGAAGCAAAAUAAUUGGUACGAGAAACAUUUAGCCUUCCAUAGGAAGUAUCCAGAGAAGUUUGGUCCGGAGGAAGCCAGUGGUACAUACGGUGGUACUAUCCCAGUUUACUUGAGCAAUGUUUGUUUGCGUAUGCUUCCAGUACUGGACGUGGUCGUCCACCGCCACCUUGAGAUACCACAAGUCAGCAAGAACCUAGAACAACUCCUCGAACACAUUGGAUACCUCUACAAGUUCCAUGAUCGUCCAAUAACAUUUCUUUACAAUACACUGCAUUAUUACGAAUCAAAGUUACGGGAUAAGCCGUUGUUGAAACGCAAGUUGGUUAGCGCAGUGAUCGGCUCGUUGAAGGACGUGCGGCCAGCUGGCUGGGCUACUACGGAAACCCUGCAAUUCUACCUCACCAGCUCUGAACUCGAGGUCACAAACUGGGCACCAGAUUUAAAUUAUUAUAUCAACCUUGUCAAUAGAAUGGUUGACACGAUGACGGGCGAAUCUCCCUUCCCGAACACAGAUUGGCGAUUCAAUGAAUACCCGAAUCCUUCAGCUCAUGCAUUAUAUGUCACUUGCGUAGAGUUAAUGUCUCUACCCUUCCCACCGAAUGUGGUAGGGAACAAUCUACUGGAAGUUAUCACUAAAGGGUUCGAAGUAAUUCCCACAAUGAAAGCACAAUUGUGGGUAAACGCUGUAGGACUUAUAAUGGCGGCGUUACCUGACCCGUACUGGAAUGUGAUACAUGACAGGAUAUUGGAACUUAUGACGAGCACUGAAAUGCUAGAAUGGCCGUACUCAGAGACACCGUUUCAAAUGUUUAAUCCGAAGACAACUAAUGAACUGAUGUUGGAAAACAAAUAUAGUCUAACACUUGCUUUGGGACAUGCGAUAUGGUACCAUGCGGGCACAGGACAGAUUGUUCAGUUUCCUGUCUUCGUGAAGGAGAAAUUGUCGCCCGAGAUUCGUACAGAAACACAAUUGUUGUUCCUCUGUCAUAUGGUGGGACCGUUCUUACAGCGUUUCAACUCUGAUAUAUCCCGUGUUGUUAUGGAUAUUACUUUGACGUUGUAUGAAUUACUCGCACAUAUCGAUAAAUUGCAACCACAUUUACAAUACGUCGACCCCAUAUGUGACGUACUAUAUCAUAUAAAAUAUAUGUUCGUUGGUGAUACGAUGAAGAAUGAAGUUGAGAACGUGAUAAGAAAAUUACGCCCUUCGUUGCAGAUGCGACUUCGAUUUAUAACACAUUUGAAUGUAGAUCAAAUAAACAAUACAUAAGACUUUUACAUAAUACAGCUGUUAUACAGGAUGAUUCCGGACGGAACAACGGUUUUUUGCAGUUCGAGGACCUUAAAAUCUAUCAUUUUAGCGUUUAAAUGUUACCAGAUUGUCCAUAAUAUUAAAGUUUUUUUUUUUGUAUAAAAAAAUCGGAAAAAUCAGUUUUUGUGUAAGUCGUCCCUAAAAAGAAGUUAUGGUAGGAAAGCCCACUUAUUAGGUGUGUUCAAGAAAAAAAUGACCACUGUGAACACAACAUUUUGGACGUACGGGCAAACUUUAGUCAGAUUGGAUUUUUACGAUAUUUUUUACAAAAAAUUAAUUCAUUUUCAAAUUCUAUAAAAUUGGGCAACAUACUUGAAAAUCACCCUGUAUAUCAAAUGUAUUUAUUAGCAAAUUAUUGUUUAGUGUCAAACAGAAUGAACUUUUGUCAUCAUUGUCGUUGCAAAGACAUUUAAGAAAUAGACUAGGCAGUUAACAAUUUUUUUUAUUUGGUAAUUUCUCAGAGAGGUAAUACAUCUGUUGUCAAGUUUAGUUCGUUAUUAUAUUUUGUAUUAACAUCUUUUUUAAAAAAAUAAUCUAAACAGUGUAGUAUUUAAUGACCCCUAUUGGCAAUUAAUUUAAAAACAAUUAUAUUGCCAUGUGGUUUCGUUGUUAACAGAUAGUAUUAUUGAGAUUAUGUGACAUUUUUGGAAUCACUUUGUUUAUUUGUUAUAUAUGUUAUAAAUGCGAAAGUUCAAUGGAUGGAUAGAUACUAAACGGUUGAACGGAUCUCGAUAUUUUGCGCUUAAUCUGGAAGGAAAUUGGCUACUUACUUUUUUAUUUCAAGACGGAGGUGCCGGGGGAAAGCUUGUACAGGAUGUAAUGGAAACAAUGUAUUACAUUUUGCGACGUUGUAAUUGAAAAAAUUUGGAUGAUUUUUGUAUUGUUAUAUUAUUUUUUAAAAGAACAUAAAACUGAUGACCCUAUGAACUUUGUGAAAACUCACUAUAUUGUAUAACGUGAAUAUUAUAAAAUAUAAAAUGAAAACAUUUAUAUUUUCAUAAGUUACUGGCUUUUGCCCGCAAUUCCUUCUGCGUGAAACUUAAAAAUGUUUAUAAAGAAAUGAAAAAAUGUCGCCUGUGUCACUCACAGAUAAAUUACCUUUCUAACGAUGA